Messenger RNA from Erinaceus europaeus (western European hedgehog), 939 nucleotides. RefSeq names its product olfactory receptor 6C6. The transcript has a single exon. Bases 4 to 939 code for a protein of 311 amino acids. The record is from RefSeq and is a predicted model, not a curated record. Gene Ontology annotation, biological process: G protein-coupled receptor signaling pathway. Gene Ontology annotation, molecular function: olfactory receptor activity; G protein-coupled receptor activity. Gene Ontology annotation, cellular component: membrane. Lineage: Eukaryota; Metazoa; Chordata; Mammalia; Eulipotyphla; Erinaceidae.
GAAAUGAAAAACCAAUCAAUGGAUUUCAUUCUUGUAGGACUAACAGAUGACCCACUAUUGCAAAUUGUAAUUUUCCUGUUUCUAUUUCUUAACUACACAUUAAGUCUGAUGGGAAACUUAGCCAUAAUACUCCUUACCUUGCUGGAUUCACGCCUGAAAACACCAAUGUAUUUCUUUCUUCGUAAUUUCUCAUUUUUGGAAAUCAUAUUCACAACAGUAUGUAUUCCCAGAUUCCUGGUAACCAUUGUGACUAAAGAUAAAACUAUUACGUACAAUAGCUGUGCAGCUCAAUUAUUUUUUAUUCUUUUACUGGGAGUUACAGAAUUUUAUCUUCUUUCUGCCAUGUCCUAUGAUCGUUAUGUUGCCAUAUGUAAGCCCUUACAUUACCCAAUCAUUAUGAAUAGCAAAGUAUGUUAUCAGCUUGUUCUUAGUUCUUGGGUAACUGGAUUUCUAAUCAUUUUUCCUCCAUUGACCAUGGGGCUCAAGCUGGAUUUCUGUGCAUCAAGAGUAAUUGAUCACUUUAUGUGUGAAACGUCUCCUAUCCUGCAGAUCUCCUGCACAGACACACAUGUCCUAGAAUUGAUGUCUUUUAUCUUAGCUGUAGUAACACUUGCGAUCACCUUGGUCUUAGUGAUUAUCUCUUAUACAUGCAUCAUUAGGACCAUUCUGAAAUUCCCUUCUGCCCAGCAAAGGAGCAAAGCUUUUUCCACCUGCACUUCACACAUGAUUGUUGUCUCCAUCACCUAUGGCAGCUGCAUUUUUAUGUAUAUUAAACCAACUGCGAAAGAAAGAGUGACUGUAUCCAAAGGUGUAGCUUUGCUGUACACUUCAGUUGCCCCUCUACUAAAUCCCUUCAUUUAUACUUUAAGGAACCAGCAAGUGAAAGAAGUCUUUUGGGAUAUGCUACAAAAAUUAUGUUUUUCAAAAAAACGACUGUAA